CAGCCUGCGGGGACGGCUUUAUAAAGAGCUAAAUUUACCAAAUUUACGUUGUUUCCUGAGCUCUCACAAUUGGCCACUCACACUGGGCUUAGAGAGUUAUAAAGUAAGGGGGACCUCCUACCACUUUUAAACCUGUUCAUGCAUCUGAAGCGCAGCUGAGGAGAGAGAGAGAGAGGAGACUGUGGAAAAAGGCGCACGGACUCUGGUGCGGCUGCAACUUUGACAAGAGAUAGUUCUUAUUAUUUCACUAAAAACGAUGGCCUUAUCCGGAGUGAUGCUACCGUCAUUUUCAACAUUUGCGACAUUUUCAAACCAAAGAGAAAAAAACUGCGAAAAUAGGUGGAAAGGAGAGUUGGACAGAAUCGUCUCCACAAACUGUUCCAUGCUUGAGAUGGUACACAGCCUGGAGAAUCACAGCAAAAAGGACGACGAGGAUCUGAGUAAUUAUUUGGAUCUGGAUUUUAUUCUCUCCAACACGACUGGUUCCGAGGCUCCGGCGGAUUACUUUGGCACGACCGACCCCAGCAUGUACACAAGUGGAAACUCAGUGCCAUCCUACAGCGUGUCAGACGACCACCGCUCCCCGCCGCCCCCGUACGGCGCAAGCCUCAUGACGGAACUGCUGCGCUCCGACGACACCAGCACCUAUGGCAUUACGCGCAGCAGCGGCCCCAACGUGCAGGGGAGGUUUUUUGUCAACCAGGUGCAUUUCCCCCGGCCGGAAAACAUCAAAGUGGAGCCACCCAUGGACAGCUACGGCCCCGUUAUGGGCAUGGUGCCUCAGAGCUGCAGCAAAAUCAAACAAGAAGGCAACGUGUCAGCGUGCAUGAUGUCCUUCGAGCAGCCGAGGGUGGCCAUCUCUCCGCGGGCAGCCAGCAGCAUGACGCCCCCGCUGAGCCCGGGCGACCAGGGAGCCGCGGAGUUGUGCCAGCCCAUGAACUUCCAGCAGAAAUAUCACUCGCAGGCGGGUUUCCAGCACCACCCUCAGGCCCCGCAGAUGCAGAUGCCCUACCACGCUCAGCACCCUGGUUUCGUCAUGUACGACAAGGGUCUGAGCCUGCAGCCCGGCGCGCAGAGGGUGAUGCUGACGCCGCCGUCGUCUCCGCUGGAGCUGCUGGAGUCCAAGCCCAAGAGAGGCCGCCGCACCUGGCCGCGCAAGCGCACUGCCACGCACACCUGCACCUUCGCAGGCUGCGGGAAGACCUACACCAAGAGCUCACACCUGAAGGCACAUCUCCGAACUCACACUGGUGAGAAGCCAUACCACUGCAGCUGGGAAGGUUGUGGAUGGAAGUUCGCCCGCUCCGAUGAGCUGACCCGUCAUUUCCGUAAACACACCGGGCACAGGCCGUUCCAGUGCCACCUGUGCGAGCGCGCCUUCUCCAGGUCUGACCAUUUGGCACUUCACAUGAAGAGGCAUAUGUGAAGAAAGAAGCCUACUUGAAGACUUUGGGGGGGUUCACAAGGGGGAUUGUAUUAUUUUUGUUGUGAUUCAACUGUAUUUUUUAUUUAAAAAUGCUCUCCAUGUGGCCAAAUUCUUUUAUAAAAUAUUGAACUGUAAACGUUUUAGUGUUAUUAUUUUCUAAUAACGUAGCUGGUACUACUUUGGUUUUCUAAAAAAGCUUUAGAAAAAAAAGUUUUGUUUGCUUAAGAGCAGGCAGACCAAGAAGGGGCUGGCCCUGUAUAUACUACUCCUCUUUGACAGAAUAACUGGAAUGCUGUGUUUGACACAAACGUGCCUUUCUAUGCUACUGUAAAACUUGUGUGACAGAAUGACAUGACCAAAAAAUGAAUCCUUUCUUUUUGACAGGGGUAAAAUACACAUAGUUACCCAACAUGUGCAGAGACAAUGUUUCUUUUGUUGUUUUUUUUUUAAGUCUUCAGUUUUUAAUUUUUCUGAGCUUUUUCAGUUUGCAACUGUUGUUCUUCUUUGGUGUGAAACUCUUGGAUCCAGCCCCUCUGUACACUAUCAGGGCUUGAUGUCCUGUGCAUUAUUUUUUACCUAAAUUUAUAUAAAUAAAUACAUGGAUUUUAUACUGUAAAAUAUGUAUUUAUUGUAAAUAUUAAAAAUAACGGAUUUGAAUGCUU
Molecule: messenger RNA, 2088 nt
Organism: Cololabis saira (Pacific saury)
Lineage: Eukaryota; Metazoa; Chordata; Actinopteri; Beloniformes; Belonidae
Gene: klf2b
Product: Kruppel like factor 2b
Exons: 3
Coding region: 257-1426 (389 amino acids)
Biological process (GO): regulation of transcription by RNA polymerase II
Molecular function (GO): DNA-binding transcription factor activity, RNA polymerase II-specific; RNA polymerase II cis-regulatory region sequence-specific DNA binding
Source: RefSeq, a predicted model, not a curated record